CGCUGCAAACCCACCUUGAAAUGAGAAUCGUUCAGGGGAAGAUUCUGGCAAUUUACAGCUGUGCCAGUUCCACUAUGUAAUGUCGUGGAGGAGUGUUCGUUGAGCAAACGUGGCCUUUGUUGGAGGUAUUGAUCUGAUUGAUUUUGCCGGCCGAAUAAUAAUAGUCUUCUCGUCCUUGUCCGCGUGCGAUGUGCAUGUUUACGUUCUUUCUGCUAUGUAAUACUACUCUUCUCAAUCGACUCUUGGUGCAAAAUGUCAAGCCUUACUGCUGAACCUAUCAUGCCUGAUUACACCGCUGAAUAUCAAGAGUCAUCGACAUCUUAUGAAGUACCACCAUGCGAAGCGGGAGAUAGCUGUAAUCUUCCAACAGACAUCGUUCUACGCUCCUCAGAUGGCACGCGGUUCGGUGCUCAUAUCAGAAACCUCGAAAUCUACAGCGACGGCUUCCCUAUGGCAAACUCUGUCGUCAACUCGCACGAAGACGUCGAGCUAUCUGAGGAUUCCGAUGUUGUUAUGCUCCUUCUCAAGUUCAUGCAUCACCAGCCUCAGCCGGAUCUUUCACUCCUUGCGUCAAAGUUGCUCAUCAAGUUUGCGAAUGCGGCGGAGAAGUAUGGGGUUUAUUGUGCAACGGGGGUUUGUAAGGUGAUGAUUGGCAUUUCGGUCAAUGAUCAACCAUUCGAUGCAUUCCUGUAUGCGCAGAAACACGGUUAUUCAUCCAUAAUGGACAAGGCCGGAAAACUAGCCUUAACCCAAGAACCCGCCAGAUUUUUCGCUUAUGCCCAUAGUAUCGGAGACACCACUUGGCGGGAUCUGGCUGAACUUGAAACACAUAAUAUCCCUACCAAAGAAGUCUUUGAAGCUCUCAAACAAUACCCGGACUGGCCACCAAUCUUUGGUGCAUGGUAUUACAAACGUGAACUCAUGCGCGAAGCGAUCUUCGAUACUCUCAAGAAUCCCAUCCCAGUACAACACAAAGGAGGACAAAUGCGCUGCGCCGAUUGGUAUCCAUUCCAUAUCGAGGUGCUCAGUAAGAUGGGUACUGCAGUUCCCAGCGAGAAAUCGUUUCUCCAAGUACUCGAAAGCUCUCUUCCACGUCUCAAUGGGUGUGGUCACUGUCACAUUGUCGUUAAUAGCAUGAAGAUCAGGAUGAGUGGUCUGAGCGUCAUUGCGAGGAGAGCUUUAACGUCGUUCUUGAAAUGACAGCCUGUCAUUUCAAGAACGACGUUAGGUAGGUAAAUAUUGUUCUUGAACAAUUUUACGAGCUGUUCCUCCGCCGGGGUCCAGGUCUAUC
Lentinula edodes (shiitake mushroom) is the source of this 1291-nucleotide messenger RNA. RefSeq lists its product as uncharacterized. The transcript has 5 exons. Bases 253 to 1200 code for a protein of 315 amino acids. NCBI's taxonomy places the organism in Eukaryota, Fungi, Basidiomycota, Agaricomycetes, Agaricales, Omphalotaceae. The record is from RefSeq and is a predicted model, not a curated record.